AGGACAACAUGGUGCAAUCGUUUGUGCAUUUUUUGCUGUUAUGGAUGUCAAUGUCUAGUGUUGAUGCAUUGGAAGGCCCCUUCCAACUGACAAAAAGCUUCAUUAUUGAUAAGCGGGACAGGCGUAGUACUCACAGUGAUGAUAGAAGUGGUCGACUAAAAGCCAAAACUAUAACAGCUGGUGAUGUGUCAGCAGGAAGUGUUGAUGCCGAAAACAUUAUGGCAGAUCGCAUAAAGGCAGGUACAAUAAGAGUAAAAUAUUUAAGAGUAACACGAAAACGGAACCGAGAACAACCUCUAGAUAACUCACCGAGAAGAGAAGAAUUUAGUAAAGAUAAAUUUGUCUCAUCAGAUGGAAAACGGAUUAACCGGCAAGACAAAAGUGAAAAGUCGUCUGCAAAUAAUGGACUAAAACCAAAAUCGAAACAAGCAAUUGACAAACAGAGACCUCUUAAAAGAAAAAGAUCGAAGAUUAAAUCUGUGCCGACCGAAAAGGAUUUAUCGAGAGAAGGACUUCAUUCUGUACAGCCAAAUGAACGUGAACCGGUAGUAAAAGCAGCGGAAACAAUACACAAUGAGAUCCCACCUACACCGACACGACCCCCAGGAAUAAACGAAAAGUCUGGAUUACUAAAAGCAAAAGAAAUUAAUUCUAGAAACAUUCAAUCAAGUUUUGUCAAAGCCAAAAAUAUAAAAGCUGAGAAAAUACGUGCAUCAACAGUUCACAGUGAUAGUGUUACUGUGAGGAGAAAAGGUGAUCGCUUUGAGCGGCGGAAGCCAGUCAGGUCGGAAUUCAAUGUUUGGUCUGAAAUACCUGAUAAAAACAAGAAACAUGAAAUAAUUAAACCAGCAAAGAUACAACUAAACGGGGAUGGACAGAAAAUACCAUCUAAAUCAAAUGAAAUAAAUUCAAAGCUCUUUCCAACAACCCCACCAGAGUUCAGCCCACACAAUAAUCAGCCUUACCCAUUUGUAUCACGUUCGACGCAUGUACGAGAUAAGACAUUUCCUCGUCUGAAAAUAUCUUUGUCAGGAAAGGAUGACGAAGAAAAGGAAAACGAUCCAAAUUCACAUAGAAUGAAAUCAAAAUUAAACAACUUUCAGUUUCUUGGUUUAUCCGAUAAUUACUCUAGAAAUUUACAAACUGAGAAACAGACAAACCGGCGACAUCCUAGUUCAGCUGGGGUUACAAAUAAACUGGAUGCCAACAGAUUUAUAAUAAAUCGAUCCUCUAUGAAUACAUUUCUGAACUGAUAUUGUUGUUAUGAAAAAGUUUUGUUUUUUUAAAUUAAUUUGCUUCAUAGUGAGCAUGGAAAAAACGGGGAAAAAACCAAAAUAUUUUGAAUAAACUACAAAUGCAAUAAAAAAAAUUACGAAAAAUAUUAAUUAUCACUGAGUAUGCAAUAAAACAUAAUA
Mytilus californianus (California mussel) is the source of this 1415-nucleotide messenger RNA. RefSeq lists its product as uncharacterized. The record is from RefSeq and is a predicted model, not a curated record. Lineage: Eukaryota; Metazoa; Mollusca; Bivalvia; Mytilida; Mytilidae. The coding region runs from base 9 to 1253 and encodes 414 amino acids. The transcript has 2 exons.